GCUGGGGCGUUGGGGGCGUGGCGCCGUGGCGGCGCGCUGCCGGGUCGGACGCCGGUGCCGGUGCGGUCCCGGUGCGGAGCGGGACCAUGGCGCUGCUGCUGGAGCACGAGUUCAAGCCGCUGCCCGCGGACAAGCAGAUCGAGACGCUGCCCUUCCUGGAGGCCGUGGCGCACCUUCCGCCCUUCUUCGAUUGCCUGGGCACUCCCAUCGUGUACUCGCCCGUCAAAGCCGACCUAGCUGGAAAUAUCAAGAAAAUCCGUGCAGUUUAUGACUCCAACCCCACCAAGUUCAAAACCCUGCAGAACAUCCUGGAGGUGGAGAAGGAGAUGCACGGUGCAGCCUGGCCCAAGACGGGCGCGACGCUGGCACUGAUGUGGUUGAAAAGGGGCCUGAAGUUCAUGCUGGUGCUGCUGCAGAGCAUCUCUGAUGGUGAGCAGGAUGAGGAGCACCCGAACCUCAUCCGAGUGAAUGCUUUGAAGGCUUAUGAGAUCGCACUAAAGAAAUACCAUGGCUGGAUGCUGCAGAAGCUCUUCACGGGCUCAGUCUAUGCUCUCCCAUACAAAUCAGAUCUACUGAAGGCCCUGGAGAAGGGUAAAGAAGUCAAAGAGGAGGAAAGCAUCGAGAAGAUCCAUCAGUUCCUCUCGAGGGUCACCCCCAUCCUGGAUGCAAUCUAUGAGAUGUACACGAAGAUGAACGCGGAGCUGAGCUACAAAGCCUGAGGCUCGCAGGGGCCUGGCAGGGCUGUAGUGAGGUGUGACGGGUGCUACUUGUGGUUUACUCACUGGGGCGGCUCCUGGCUGGCAGGCAACUUUGAUUCCUGUCUGGAUCUGCAGUGGAUAACCUGUUUUCUAAACAGAAUAAUGAGUUUUCUAGUCAGGAUAUGGC
This is a messenger RNA of Pezoporus flaviventris, 885 nucleotides long. It is a transcript of the gene GLTP, whose product is annotated as glycolipid transfer protein. The coding region runs from base 87 to 719 and encodes 210 amino acids. Lineage: Eukaryota; Metazoa; Chordata; Aves; Psittaciformes; Psittacidae. Gene Ontology annotation, biological process: intermembrane lipid transfer; ceramide transport. Gene Ontology annotation, cellular component: membrane; cytosol; cytoplasm. The record is from RefSeq and is a predicted model, not a curated record. The transcript has 5 exons. Gene Ontology annotation, molecular function: ceramide 1-phosphate binding; ceramide 1-phosphate transfer activity.